UGAACCGCACUUACGUCAUGACUGUCAUGUCAGUGAAGUGAAAUGUGACGGGUGUUUCAUGUUUUGUCUUUUAUAUAUAACUUGUUGAUUUUAUUACUUAAAUUCAAAGUGAAAUAGCUGAACAGUACGAAUACAGUAUCCGUGAUAGAUAUGUUAUAGUUCCACAAGUGUAUAAAUCGUCUGGAAUUCGUCGUUCACGUGCCUUUGGAGCGUAUUGUCCAGGCGUGCGGCGAGGGCGCGCUGGUGGCGGAAGGCGAUGGAGGACGAGGUGACGUUUAUGUUCCAGCUGGGCGUGCUGCGCGACGUGGCCUCCGCGCCCGCGCACGCGCUCACCCUCGCGCACCUCAAGGACCUCGCCGUUAAGUUCGUGCAUGACAAGAUUCCGGACAAUGGACUGAAUCGUUUGCCGGAGCGCAUCCUGCUAUUCCGACACGACUACUGCUCACCCAACGUGCUGCAGCUCGUGAACUCCGCCGCUGACAUCACCGACGAGACUCUCGUGGAAAUAGUACUCACUGCUAACCCUGCGUUGAUUUGUGAUGGCGAGGGUGCGGAGAGCGCGCCUAUCCCGCGGCCGCACGCGCUCGCCGUGCACUCCUACAAGGCGCCCACAUUCUGCGACUUCUGUGGGGAAAUGCUCUUCGGUCUCGUCCGGCAGGGACUUAAGUGUGAAGGGUGCGGAUUGAACUAUCACAAGCGAUGUGCGGUGAAGGUGCCACUGAACUGCGAAGCGCCCGCGGGUGCGGCGAGUGCGGGCGGAGCGCCCGGCCGCCGCGCCUCGGGGGCUCCGCGCAGCCCCUCGCGCAGCUCCACGCACAGCCACGCCUCGCGCGAUGACUCGCUGGGGGGCUGGUCUUCCACUCAGGUGGGGGGUACAACAAAACGCUCAGCGAGCGCGUGGCCGCCGCCCUCCUCGUUAGGCAUUCCGCACACGUUCCAAGUGCACACGUACACGCGGCCGACAGUCUGCCGGCUGUGCAAGAAGCUGCUGCGAGGACUGUUCAAGCAGGGCCUGCAGUGCGGCGACUGCCACUACAACGCCCACCGCAAGUGUCUACCCUUCGUGCCCAAAGACUGCGGCGCUGAGAUACGAGACGCCCACAGUGCGUGUGAGUACCAGGACAGCAGCACCGGGUCGGAGUUGUCGGAGAACGCGCGCCCUGACGAGGAGUCUGAUGAAGGCGCUGAUGGCGCUGCAGACGAUGGAGACCACGAGGUGUCGAGGCGUGGAGGAGGGCAAGAGGAGCCGCAGCGCGACACACUGCCAGACCGCUCUGCUAGCAGGCCCAGCAGUUCAUCAUCUUCCCCGAGUGCCAACAUCCCGCUGAUGCGUAUCGUACAGUCUGUGAAGCACACCAAGAAGAGGGAGGGCCAGUGGCUGAAGGAGGGCUGGAUGGUGCACUUCACUAAUAAGGAUAAAACGAUCAAACGUCACUACUGGCGACUGGACAGCAAGUCAAUAACAUUAUUCACGUCGGAGCAAGGCACCAAGUACUACAAGGAGAUACCUCUCAAUGAGAUCCUCGCCGUCGACACCGCGCGACAGCCGCACGCCGACGUGAUGCACUGCUUCGAGCUGCGCACAGCCAACGUGGACUACAUGGUGGGCGUGGACCCCGCGUGGGCGGGCGCGGCCGGCGCGGUGCCGCCCCCGCCCUCCGGCGUCGGCGCGUACCUCGCGCGCUCCUGGGAGACUGCGGUGCGACAGGCCCUCAUGCCUGUCACACAUCGCGCAGCGGAGGAGAGCGCGGGGGGCGCGGAGGCGGAGGAGGGCGGCGCGGAGGCGGAGGCGGGCGGCGGCGCGGGGCGGGCGGGGCGCGCGGCGGAGAUGGCGCAGCUGUACCAGAUCUACCCGGACGAGGUGCUCGGCUCAGGACAGUUCGGCAUCGUGUAUGGCGGCCUGCACCGCCGCACGCAGAGACCUGUCGCCAUUAAGGUGAUAGAUAAACUUCGCUUCCCAACGAAACAAGAAGCACAGCUAAAGAACGAAGUAGCUAUCCUCCAGAACUUGUCACAUCCAGGCGUCGUCAACUUGGAGCGAAUGUUCGAGACUCCUGAAAGGAUAUUCGUGGUGAUGGAAAAACUGAAGGGAGAUAUGCUGGAGAUGAUACUCUCCCACGAAAAGGGUAGACUUACUGAAAGGAUUACCAAGUUCUUAGUGGCACAGAUCUUGGUAGCACUAAAGCACUUACACGAGAAGAACAUCGUGCACUGCGACCUGAAGCCGGAGAACGUGCUGCUGUCCUCAGAUGACGAGUUCCCGCAGGUGAAGCUGUGCGACUUCGGCUUCGCCAGGAUCAUAGGGGAGAAGUCCUUCAGGAGAUCUGUUGUUGGCACCCCAGCGUAUCUUGCCCCCGAAGUGCUGCGCAACAAGGGCUACAACAGGUCGCUGGACAUGUGGUCUGUGGGCGUCAUCGUGUACGUGUCUCUAUCCGGCACCUUCCCCUUCAACGAGGAUGAGGAUAUCAACGAGCAGAUACAGAACGCGGCCUUCAUGUACCCCCCCGCGCCAUGGCGGGAGAUCUCCGCUGAAGCGAUCGACUUGAUCAACAACUUGCUGCAAGUGAAGCAGCGCAAGCGGCUGUCGGUGGACAAGUGCGCGGCGCACGCCUGGCUGCAGACGCGCGAGGCCUGGCUCGACCUGCGCGCGCUCGAGCACCGCGUCAGCGCGCGCUACCUCACACACCCCAGCGACGACGCGCGCUGGCAGUGACCCCGCACCCCGCGCGCGCACCCCGCACCCGCCCCGCACUGCGCCGCGUCCAGCAAACCUGACGACGCGAAGAAAUCCAGAACAAUAAAACGCAGCUUGAAAUUCAUACUAGUGAAGAUAAAAAUGAGGCGUUAGGACACGCGUGUGACAAAUCAGGCACUUAUGUAAAAUGCCUUUUAAUUUUAUUUUUAAAAAUGUUAUUUAAUUUUAUAUUACUAUUCAAUUCAUAACAUUUAUUUAUUAUUAUGAAAUAAAGGCAUUUUAUUAAACUCUAAAGGAUGGUUCGGUUGCACUGCGGGUUACAGCCGCGCAACCGUAUAUAUGGAACUUGUUUUUACAUACAUUAUGUUUAUUUAAUUUUUAACUAUUGACAAAGUUUAUAGCAGCUUUAGUAUAUUUUAUAUUUUUAGAGAUUUCAACAUGAAAAUAAUUUGACAUAAUAAUUAGUACUUAAGUAAUGGUGAGAUCUUAUAUGGUAACUAACUACAUGGCAGGUAAGAAAAUCUUUCCUGUCAAUUCCAUAGAUAUAUAACCUAUAGAUCUGAAGCACAAUAUUAAUGUUAAAAAGGCCUUUUAAUUCUUUUGUUGGGGGCAUUUUCUCCAGCGUUUUUAUUUACAAAAUGAUUUAUCGUAAAUCGGCCAUCAGUUAUGUCUAACUUGUUUGGACCACUCUAUCUAUAGGUUAUACAUCUAUGGUUAUUUUCUUAUAUCGCUUCUUUAAUCACAUUUGUAUAUGUCUAGUCUAUGAAUACAUACAAGGCCCUUUUCUUAAACAUUCAAAUAGUGUGAUUCUUUACAAUUAUAACUAAAUAAUAACUUUAUUUU
Papilio polytes (common Mormon) is the source of this 3538-nucleotide messenger RNA. RefSeq names its product serine/threonine-protein kinase D1 (gene PKD). Gene Ontology annotation, biological process: protein phosphorylation. Bases 257 to 2713 code for a protein of 818 amino acids. NCBI's taxonomy places the organism in Eukaryota, Metazoa, Arthropoda, Insecta, Lepidoptera, Papilionidae. Gene Ontology annotation, molecular function: ATP binding; protein serine/threonine kinase activity. The transcript is spliced from 17 exons. The record is from RefSeq and is a predicted model, not a curated record.